AUGUCAAUUGUUGAACUUAAAUUUCCUCAAUUCAAGUUAGAAGGAGAGAAUAUCAAUGAUAUAUUGAUUAAUGCAAGAAGUAGAACAAUUGCAUGGGGUGCUUGUGCAAAGGCCAACUACUUAAGUGCGAGCGAAGCUGAAUGCUUCAAGAAAGUUUCAGACUAUGGUGAUGUGAAAGGUCGUGUUGCAUUGAUUCUCAAAAAUCCAGACGUUUAUGCCAAAAAUAUAGCAUCCUUGCUUACCAAGGACACACAAAGUGAUAUCAUCCGCUUUGUGCUCGUCAGCAUGAUCGACACUUUGGUUUUGAAGGGAACAGAAUUUGCAAAAAGUGUUUUAGCACUUUCACACCUGGAUACCUCUCUUCCAUAUGAACCAUUGGUGAAACUACUAGGAUCCAAAGAUGAAGGCAUUAGACUUUGUGCUGCUUAUGUUUUGACUUUAUUGUUAACAGACGAGGCAGCUGCUAAACAGGGUAACGAAAAGCAUAUCGGUCCAUUGUACGGCUAUAUUGCUUCCAAGCUUUUAAGUUCUGGAAGUAUGGACUAUAAAUUCGCCGGAGUUCAGUUGUUGAAGGAGCUUCUACAGGUUAAAGAAUAUAGAGAAAUUUAUUGGAGCCAACAAAAGAUUUUAUUCCCACCGUUAUUUAAGAUUUUAGUGGAGAGAGAAGGUGAGCUACAGAUGAAAUACUACACAGCGCUUUCCGUUUGGCUUCUUACAUUCAUUGAGCAGGCCGUUAUUGACUUGAAUGAGGAUUAUCCAAGCAUCAUAGAGGUUUUGUACUCCAUAUCGAAGGAUGCGGUCAAGGAGAAAAUUGUUAGACUUGCAAUCGAUUCGUUGUUGAAUCUUUUGAAUUUGUCAGAUCCUGUGAAGAAAGAACAAGUCGUGAAGCAUUAUCUUCUUGCUUCUGGGUUAGAGAUCACAAAGCAGCUAUUAGAGAGAAAAUGGGCUGAUAGUGAGUUAAAGGAUGAUUUAAACACAAUGCUUGAGAUUCUUAACGAAGCAGUCACUACAUUGACCACUUUUGAUGAGUAUACUAACGAGUUGAACACGAAGACAUUCGUGUGGUCUCCAUCCCAUAAGUCUGAAGAAUUCUGGUAUGAGAAUAUUGAUGAAUUCAAGAAGAAUGACUGGAAAUUACUCAAGCACAUUGUUGCAUUGCUUUCCGAAAAGACGGAUGACUUGAAGAGAUUAUACCAAAAUCAAACGAUCGUGUGCUCCGAUAUUGGACAAAUGAUCAAGCAGGCUCCAGAAACGGCUAGGGCUCUCGAUAAAAUUGGAGGUAAGGCAAUAAUCAUGAAUUUAAUGAAUUCUCCAAACUCUAAUGUGAAAUACGAGGCAUUGAGGACCACACAGCAGCUUGUUGCUCUAUCUCUUUAG
This is a messenger RNA of Brettanomyces bruxellensis, 1377 nucleotides long. RefSeq lists its product as uncharacterized. The transcript has a single exon. The record is from RefSeq and is a predicted model, not a curated record. Gene Ontology annotation, molecular function: proton-transporting ATPase activity, rotational mechanism. Gene Ontology annotation, cellular component: fungal-type vacuole membrane; vacuolar proton-transporting V-type ATPase, V1 domain. Bases 1 to 1377 code for a protein of 458 amino acids. NCBI's taxonomy places the organism in Eukaryota, Fungi, Ascomycota, Pichiomycetes, Pichiales, Pichiaceae. Gene Ontology annotation, biological process: proton transmembrane transport.